CGCUGAGGAGGAGGCAGGGGCCGCGCGCCAGCUCCAGGGUCCCAGUUUCGUCGUAGGUCCGCCCCGCCCCCGCGCCACGACGGUGAAAGUCAGCAGCGGCAGCAUGAGCUGGUCACCUUCGCUGCCAACGCAGACUUGCGGGUCCUGGGAAAUGAAAGAGAGGCUGGGGACUGGGGGCUUUGGAAACGUCAUCCGCUGGCAAAACCAGGAAACAGGUGAGCAGAUUGCCAUCAAGCAGUGCCGGCAGGAGCUCAGCCCACGAAACCGGGAGCGUUGGUGCCUGGAAAUUCAGAUUAUGAGAAGGCUGAACCACCCCAAUGUGGUAGCUGCCCGUGAUGUCCCUGAGGGAAUGCAAAACUUGGCCCCCAAUGACUUGCCCCUGCUUGCCAUGGAGUACUGCCAAGGAGGAGAUCUCCGGAAGUACCUGAACCAGUUUGAGAACUGCUGUGGCCUACGAGAAGGAGCCAUCCUCACCCUGCUGAGUGACAUUGCGUCUGCACUUAGAUACCUUCAUGAAAACAGAAUCAUCCAUCGGGAUCUAAAACCAGAAAAUAUUGUUCUGCAGCAGGGAGAGCAAAGAUUAAUUCACAAAAUUAUUGACCUAGGAUAUGCCAAGGAACUGGAUCAGGGCAGUCUUUGUACUUCCUUUGUGGGGACCCUGCAGUACCUGGCCCCUGAGCUGCUGGAGCAGCAGAGGUACACAGUGACUGUAGACUACUGGAGCUUUGGCACCCUUGCCUUCGAGUGUAUCACUGGCUUCCGGCCUUUCCUCCCCAACUGGCAACCCGUGCAGUGGCAUUCAAAAGUCCGGCAGAAGAGUGAGGCAGAUAUUGUUGUUAGUGAAGACUUGAAUGGAACAGUGAAGUUCUCAAGCUCUUUACCUUACCCCAACAAUCUGAACAGUGUGCUGGCCAAGCGACUGGAGAAGUGGUUGCAGCUGAUGCUUAUGUGGCACCCCCGGCAAAGGGGCACAGACCCCCAGUAUGGGCCCAAUGGCUGCUUCCGGGCCCUGGAUGACAUCUUAAACCUGAAGCUGGUUCAUAUCUUGAACAUGGUCACAGGCACCAUUCAUACCUACCCAGUAACAGAAGAUGAGAGUCUGCAGAGCUUGAAGGCCAGAAUCCAGGAGGACACAGGAAUCCCAGAGAAGGAUCAGGAGCUGCUGCAGGAGGCAGGUCUGGCCUUGAUCCCUGACAGGCCUGCCACUCAGUGUAUUUCUGAUGGCAAGCCAAAUGAGGGCCACACUAUGGAUAUGGAUCUUGUCUUCCUCUUUGACAAUAGUAAAAUCACCUAUGAGACUCAGAUCUCCCCACGACCCCAGCCUGAAAGUGUCAGUUGCAUCCGAGCCCAAGAGGAACCUCCCUUUUUUCCAGCUGAGGAAAGUGUGGGGCCAGGUUUGGCACAGCAUCCAGACCCUGAAGGAAGACUGCAACCGGCUGCAGCAAGGACAGCGAGCUGCCAUGUACUGUGCCAGAUGAUGAAUCUCCUCCGGAAUAACAGCUGCCUCUCCAAAAUGAAGAAUUCCAUGGCCUCCAUGUCUCAGCAGCUCAAGGCCAAGUUGGAUUUUUUUAAAACCAGCAUCCAGAUCGACCUGGAGAAAUACAGUGAGCAGACUGAGUUUGGAAUCACAUCAGAUAAACUGCUGCUAGCCUGGAAGGACAUGGAACAGAAAGUGGAGUUGUGUGGGCGGGAGAACGAGGUGAAGUAUCUUGUAGAGCGGAUGAUGGCCCUUCAGACUGACAUCGUGGAUUUGCAGAGGAGCCCAAUGGGGCGCAAGCAGGGUGGCACCCUGGAUGACCUAGAGGAGCAAGCAAGAGAGCUCUACAGGAGACUAAGGGAAAAGCCAAGAGACCAGCGAAUAGAUGGUGACAGUCAGGAAAUGGUGCGGUUGCUACUUCAGGCCAUUCAAGGCUUCGAGAAGAAAGUGCGAGUGAUUUAUACACAGCUGAGUAAAACUGUGGUUUGCAAGCAGAAGGCCCUGGAGUUGCUGCCCAAGGUGGAAGAGGUGGUGAGUCUGAUGAAUGAGGAUGAGAAGACUGUUGUCCAACUCCAAGAGAAGCGGCAGAAGGAGCUCUGGAACCUCCUGAAGAUUGCAUGUAGCAAGGUCCGUGGUCCUGUCAGCGGAAGCCCAGACAGCAUGAACAUGUCUCGACUCAGCCACUGUUGUCAGCUGAUGUCCCAGCCUUCCACUCCCUCUGACAGUUUACCUGAGCCAGCCAAGAAAAGUGAUGAGCUCGUGGCUGAAGCGCAUUCCCUGUACUCCCAGCUGGAGAGCGCCAUGCAGGACACAGUGAAGGAGCAGGACCAGAGCCUCAUGGCUCUAGACUGGAGUUGGUUACACACAGAGGAUGAGGAACAGAAUACUCUGGAGCAGGCCUUGUGACUGGGGCUUCCACACUGGCCUGCGGCUCUCCCAUGAUGGCUCCUGCUACAGCGGUGUCCUGGCGCUCUUCAGCACCUGGAUAAAGGUCUCACUUCCCUGCAGCUGUGACUUUCUCCCUGGCUCAGAGUGCAGCCUUCUACAGGUGGUUCUGACUCUGUGUGUGCACACUGGAAGGCCUCCAUCAUAGCCUGUGUGUGUGUCAGUGCCAGGCACGAGUGAUCAGGGAAACUGAGCCUCCAUAGCUGCUUCCUCUGCUGUGAAUAAAGACCUCCAAUAUGGCUUGCUACGAGGACUUCCCUGGACAGAAGUCUGCCUUAAUAUUUCAGAAAUAAGCUGAGAUGGCAGCUGGUGCCAGCCUGUCCUCGCCUGUCCCCUCCUUAACUCCAGAGAGGCCUUGACCUGUCUGCCUCACUCAUCUGAUGGCUGGGGUUUCAUCUGGAUUCAGCUUCUGUUCAACAGAUGUUUUAAUCAUAGGUUUGGCCUGGCCACAUCCUUUCUUCCACUUCUCACUUAAUUGCAACUAAAAUUUUAUUUUUGCCUACCACAUUGGUAGUAAUCCUCUUUCAGCAGAGUUGUACAGUGAUACCAAGCUCUCUGCCGUCUGCAUCCAUUCAGCUAGACUGACUCACUAGAGUGGGCAAUGGAUCACCUAGGAGUCAGUUUUCACACAGAAGAGAAGAAGCAAAGUGCCUGUUAGUCACCAGCCUGCUGCUACUGCCCACUUCUGCCUAGUCAAACACUUCUGUGUGCCUGCAGUGGGAUGGGUGUUCCUGCCUCUCAUAUUGUCCAGCAGUAUUACUGGCUGUUUUUACAAGUAAUUUCUAUAUUUUUAAACAGAACUCAAGUGUUACUUAUGCAAGUUCCUACAGUCUAUUUUUAUAACUAUGGUUAGGGCUUCUAAACUCAGAAUUGAAAAAAAAACUUUAGAAUUCAACAAAAUGGGCAAUUUUGUAAAAUUGAAUAGUGAUCAGAUCUGUAACAGUGUAGUAGCACUACUUCCAUAAUUCACAGAACUUUAAAAACAUAUAGGCAAAGCAGGAAAACGAAACUAGUACAAAUGAUCACAAACAGAUAACAUUCCUAGAGAAGAAAGUUGGAGUAAAGGGUUUCACAAAGUGGCUUCCAUGGAGAUAGCAUGAAGCAAGUCCCUGGUGAAGUAAGUUUUGGAAUGCUGCCAGCUUUCACUACUUCUUGGAAGGUUAGCUGUACACUAGUAACCUACCUGAAAGGCUUAAAAUAAAAACGUGGCUUAAUUUAUAUAAAUCCACUGUUUUCUUAUAUCAUUUGGCCACAGAACUCUGUUGUCCCUUUAUUCCAAAGGAUCUGUUGUAGGCUGCUGAGUAGAAUUAUAGCCAGUAAGAUAGGGCUAGGCCCUUGAAGGAGCAAACUGUAAGGGAGACCUCAAGACAAAAACUGGAAUAAAUGCACCCCCAUACUUCCCUAAGGAUAAACAUAAUGGAUUCAUAUUCUAGGUCCCUAUUACCUUGAGAAAGCCAAGAAGAGUCACUAAUCCAAUGCCCUAUGGGAAAAGCCCCUAUUCUGUAUUCAUGCCCACCUGCUACAUGACUUACUUCCCUAUUUGACUCCAAUUUAAUCAAUUUUACCUGAGCAAUGAUAAUCUUAUUGGUUGACCAUAGUUUUGUCCUACCUCAUGCCCACAUUGUGAUUUCCCACUUUGCCCACCUUGGACUCGCCUGGCUUCAUGGAUUUAUGCUAUAAAAGUCCCUAGAAAAGGCAAGUUUCUUGGCAGCCAACUCAGAUCACCUUCUGUUGCUUAGAAGCUUGCUUUUCUCCAAUAAAUAUGUUUUGCUCUUAACCUCCAUUCUUCCUAGAAUUUAUUCUUGGAUUU
Messenger RNA from Octodon degus (degu), 4232 nucleotides. RefSeq names its product inhibitor of nuclear factor kappa B kinase subunit beta (gene Ikbkb). Gene Ontology annotation, molecular function: IkappaB kinase activity; ATP binding. NCBI's taxonomy places the organism in Eukaryota, Metazoa, Chordata, Mammalia, Rodentia, Octodontidae. The record is from RefSeq and is a predicted model, not a curated record. The transcript is spliced from 22 exons. The coding region runs from base 104 to 2383 and encodes 759 amino acids. Gene Ontology annotation, cellular component: cytoplasm; IkappaB kinase complex. Gene Ontology annotation, biological process: positive regulation of transcription by RNA polymerase II; tumor necrosis factor-mediated signaling pathway; peptidyl-serine phosphorylation.